Messenger RNA from Dreissena polymorpha, 733 nucleotides. RefSeq lists its product as uncharacterized. The record is from RefSeq and is a predicted model, not a curated record. NCBI's taxonomy places the organism in Eukaryota, Metazoa, Mollusca, Bivalvia, Myida, Dreissenidae. The transcript is spliced from 5 exons. Gene Ontology annotation, molecular function: D-cysteine desulfhydrase activity. Bases 162 to 719 code for a protein of 185 amino acids.
AACUUUAAAUGUGCUGUUGUUUUGUUUCUUGAACACGCACAACUAUUUGUGCAAUGCAUUUUAUAUUAACUUAAUGUUUUCGAUAUUUCUGACACUGCAACAGCGAUAAGUACCGGGAGCCAUGCUACUGUAUCCCGCUUGGGGGAGCCUCGUCCCCAGGUAUGUUCGCGUUCAUCUCGCUCUUCCAGGAGCUAAUUGAACAGGGACUUUUUGACAACUUUGAUGACAUUGUCGUCUCUAUAGCAACAGGAUGUACAGCAGCGGGCAUUGCUGUCGGUAACUAUCUUACCGGAUCAAAACUGAGAAUCCACGCAGUUUCUAUCGCCCUAAGUAAGGAGGAGCUGACUAAACGUAUCGACCAAAUGUUGUCGGACAUAGGACUGACCCUCGGUGCAAAUGACAUCAUGGAUAUCAUAGAUGACUACAUCGGAGAGGGGUAUGGGACUGCUACGGAGGGGCUUUUAGAGACCAUCACGAACGUGAGCGCUAACACAGGAAUACUUCUGGACCCCUAUUACACUGGCAAGGGCACGCAAGGUUUACUCGAGGAACUCAAGAAAACUCCUUCAAGAUUUCAAGGGAAAAGAAUCCUAUUUAUACACACCGGUGGUAUAUUCGGAUUGUUUAACGGUGAGAUGGACCGGGUGAUGAACCUUCCGGGUAACCAUGCCUACUACAUCAAUGAGUGGCCAGAGAAAGACAUUCCUCUUGUUCAAUAAAAUACAUGUUUUAC